AUGCCUGCCACAGACUCGGCGGCCGUGAUCGUCGCUAGAUUUCUGAAAGCAAAUCAUUACAGUGAAACUCUUGAAGCAUUCCUCGCCGAAGCAGGGCUGCCUGAAAAUGCAGGCGUCACCAAUCCCGGCGACUGGACUAUAGAGAAGAUCCUGGAGGAGAAGAAACAGUUCGACGCGAGCCUAGCAUUCGAAAAGAAAGGCGAUGGCCUGCAAACCGGCUGGUCGCUGCCAGCACCCUCCAAAGCUGUGGAGCCCCAGAUCUCCGUCAGGUCCAAUGUGCUCUGCGUAAGCGGGCAUCAAGAGAACGAGGCCGAUGAUGGAGUCAUCUUUGUUACUGCAGCGGAUCGAUCAUGGAACCGUAUUUCAACGAAUGCGCCUUUUGCUCUCUUGGGCACCGUGUCGGAUGCUCAUGCCAGUCCAGUGCUUUCCAUCAGCACACUGCCUGGAGGCUACGUCUUCUCCACCUCAAUGUCGGGGCAGCUUGCACUGCACGAUUCCGAAGGUCGUCUCCUGGACAAGUGCCGCGAUCACUUGAAAUACGCCGUCCAUGUCGUUUCGGGACUUACUCAGCAAGGAAGAUGGAUCGUGGCGACAGCAGGGUGGGAUCAAAAGGUCCACAUCUACGCGCCGGAAUUUGAGUUGGCCACAAACUUCGAGCCCAAUGCACACGUCUCGCGUACCAAUGAUGAACCAUAUAUACCGGGCCUUCUACGUGAUCCAAUACGCACUAUCACGAUGCAGACGAAUCCGGAAUCAAUGGUUCUCGUCCGACACCCGGACACGUCGGACCUAUAUCUUGUCGUCUCACGACGAGACUCCACAUUUCUAUAUUACUACCGCAUCACACCUACAUCCCAGGAGUCUGCCUCUUCUCGGGGUAGUGAAACGACGUACUCAGUGCAAGAGACCGGCAAACAAAAUCUGGCGCCGCACUCCAACGCAUGGGUCGCAUUCACCCCGUCGUGUCUAGCUGUCUGUCCGACUGAUCCACAACUUUUGGCCGUUGCAACGUCACACUUACCACAUAUGAAGCUGAUCAUUGUGCGUCUCCUGUUCCCCACCGCCACGUACGAUCCCAACACGAAUACCGCUGCAGUGACCGAUUCCCAAACGGUGACUCCAGCCUCGCAAGCUCGUGCUGCUCUCGCUCUUCAGGACCGUGAAGACUCAGCAAUUAAGCUACAUGUCUCCACUAUGGCACCCCAGACACCAUACUCCACACCGCAGGUUGUUUGGCGUCCAGGAGGCCAGGGAGUAUUCAUCAAUGCAGACGAUGGAGUCAUCCGUGGCGUGGACACCCAGAGCGGCAAAGUCGUGGCCACUCUCCGGGCACAUGAGGUCGGCACAAAGGUACGGACGUUGUAUGCUGGUUGGGAGGCUGGUGAAAAGGACGAGAUCCUAGUUAGUGGAGGCUUCGACAAGAAAGUCUUCUUCUGGAGGGUGGAGAAGGAAUGA
This is a messenger RNA of Exophiala dermatitidis NIH/UT8656, 1455 nucleotides long. RefSeq lists its product as uncharacterized. NCBI's taxonomy places the organism in Eukaryota, Fungi, Ascomycota, Eurotiomycetes, Chaetothyriales, Herpotrichiellaceae. Gene Ontology annotation, molecular function: protein binding. Bases 1 to 1455 code for a protein of 484 amino acids. The transcript has 2 exons. The record is from RefSeq and is a predicted model, not a curated record.